Molecule: messenger RNA, 3073 nt
Organism: Bubalus bubalis (water buffalo)
Lineage: Eukaryota; Metazoa; Chordata; Mammalia; Artiodactyla; Bovidae
Product: sialic acid-binding Ig-like lectin 14
Exons: 7
Coding region: 814-1965 (383 amino acids)
Biological process (GO): cell adhesion
Cellular component (GO): plasma membrane
Molecular function (GO): sialic acid binding
Source: RefSeq, a predicted model, not a curated record
AGUCAAAUUUCUGCAUCUUAAAGAAUUUUUUCCCGAAAGGGCAGCAAGUUCACAGGUUUUUUCCACACAUGACUUAAGCCUUCAUGUGGCUUUGAAAAGAAGGCCAUCCAGAGUGAGGGGUCGUGAACUGUGUUUCUGUGUGAGGUCUGGACUUUGGGGUCCCUGCUGAAUGGGGCAAAGUUCUUCCUUUACCACCCCACUUUGCGUGGCCUUGUGUCCGGGUCGGCUGGGCCCACAGACCCUCAGAUCCAUGAAGACGCACAGCCCGUGUGCCCUGUUCUGAAAACCCUUCUGGGCAAAGGAGCUUUUCACGCUCAGCUUUCCUUCCUGGAUUCCACCCUCCAGCGUAUGUGAGUCUUCCUGCCCAAGUCUGAAUGGUUUUGAGAAAUCUUUCAAUGUUCUUUUCCGGAAAGUUCAGUGUUUCUCUGUUGCAGGGUCGGUCCCACCCGAUGACCAGGGCUGGACACGGUUUCUCUUUUCUGGUUCUGCCGGCCGCUGGGCGAUCCCACCGUGGACCCGAGCAUCACUGGACGGGUGGUCAUGUCAGAGCCACGUGCAGUGAAGCCUCUCGGCCUCUGGGGGCCUUAGGAUCUCCCCCUGCGGUGUGCGGUGUGGGUGGGACCUUCUGCCUUCUCAGGGCCGCCCCUCCUGCAUGGCCUGGGGCGUCCAAGUUCCCCUUCUGUGCUUGGCCAAGGCUCUGUCUCUGUCACCCUCUGGCUUCCUGUUGGGGCUUCCUCGUUCCCUCCCCACAUUCGGGGCGCUUCCCUCCCCAGCAGAGGGACCUGAACCAGCUCUGUGCUGGCGGAUGCGGACAUGGUGCCCCUGCUGCUACUGCCCCUGCUGUGGGGGGGGUCCCUGCAGGAGUCUCCAGGGUACGAGCUCCGAGUGCAGGAAUCAGUGGCGGUGAAGGCGUGCAUGGACGUCCACGUGCCCUGCUCCUUCUCCUACCCCUGGGAUUCGGGAUAUCCCUGGUAUUCCUCUGGCGAACUCUUCAUCUACUGGUUCCGGGAAAAAGACCCCUAUACCAAUGAUGUUGUGGCCACAAACGACCGAAGGAAACGAGUGAAGCCAGAAACCCAGGGCCGAUUCAGCCUCCUCGGGGACCCCAGGAACAACAACUGCUCCCUGAGCAUCAGAGAGGCCAGGCUGAGCGACUCAGGAGUCUACUACUUGCGAGUGGAGAGAGGACCUACUGUGAGAUACAGUUACAUAGAGAAGAAGCUGAAUUUGCAGGUGACAGAGAAACCCGACAUCCAGUUUCUGGAGCCUCUGGAGUCCGGCCGCCCCACAAAGCUGACCUGCAGACUGCCACUAGCCUGUGAUGAGCCACAGCCUCUCCUGUUCUCCUGGGUGGGGGACGCCCUUGAUGCCAUGAACCCAGACACCCUCCACUCCUCGGAGCUCACCCUCACCCCGAGGCCCCAGGACCACGGCACCAACCUCACCUGUCUGGUGACACUCCAGGGAUCCCAGGUGGCCCUGGAAAGAACCGUCCAGCUCAACGUCUCCUAUGCUCCGAGGAACCUCCGCAUCAGCCUCGCCUUCAGAAAUGUCACAGCCCGCAAGAUUCUGCAGAACGCCUCAUCUAUUCUCAUCUCAGAGGGCCAGGCGCUGCAGCUGCUGUGUAUUGCUGACAGCAACCCCUCUGCACAACUGAGCUGGUUCCAAGGGUCUCCCACCCUGGAGGCUACCCCCAUCUCCAGCACCGAGGUCUUGGAGAUACCACAAGUGGAAGCUGGAGAUAGAGAAGUCACCUGCAUAGCGCAGAACCCUCUGGGCUCCCAGCAAGUUUCCUUCAGCCUCUUUGUGCAGAAAGGCCCCCCUCCCUGCAGCUGUGAGACUGAGGAGCAGCAGGGCUCCUGGCCCCUGGUCCUCACCCUGAUCAGAGGGGCCCUCAUGGGGGCUGGCUUCCUCCUCACCUAUGGCCUCACCUGGACCUACUACACCAGGUGUGGUGGCCACUAGGGAGCUGGGCUGAGGGGUGUGGCUGAGCCUGGCUCCCUGUCAUGACGAGAUUCACCUGAGGAUGCAGAGCCCAGAGGACAGACGUGGGGACAUCACAGUGUGCUUCUCCCUGGAAACUCUCGCCUCCAACCCUGUGUCGUUUGCAUCUACGAGCCUUUAUUUGUGGAGAUGACUGCGUGACAGUAGGAAGAUUCAAUACCAUUGAAAGGAGACUUUCUGACUUACCUCGCUUAGCAUGAGAUUACUCAUGUUGUUACAUGUAUCAAUAACUUAUUGUUGGUUUUGCUUGGUUUUGUCUUGAAAAUAGUAUUUUACGUAUGACUAUUCCUCCAGUUAUGUAUGGACCUAAAAUACGAUGACAUUGCCUUCGUUUGCAAAUUUUGGCUCAUUCAAAGUAACGUUGAUGUGAAUGGUGUGAUGAAAAUAGGAGGGCUAGCACUUUUCUCCUGGUGGGUGUGGAACUGCUUCAUCAUAAAUUUGGCAUAUAUUUAGUUUGAGAAGGUAGCCUCAGAGAGUUCUUUUAAGUAGUUAGAUGAGUUUAUAUUCCAUGGUCAUAAAUGAGGGUUCUGAGCUUUCUACACCCUCAGCAGCACUUGUAUGACCUACAUGGUCAGUUUUCAGCACUACACUCCACUGUGGCAGUAUCUCCUUGCCUUUUUAGUUUAUUUCCCUCAUGUACAAUGAUGUUGAGCCAUCUGAAUAUCUUCUUUAGUGGAAUUCCUGUUUGGAUCUUUGCCCAUUUAAAAUAAAAAUUGGGCAGUCUUUUUCUUGUUAAUUUGAAUUCUUUAGACUGGAUGUGACUUUUUAAAAAUCAAAAUAUAAUUGAUUUAUAAUGCUGUGUUAGUUUCACAGUACAGCAAAGUGAUUCAGUGAUAUACGUAUAUUCUCCUCAGAUUCUUUCCCAUUAUACUUUUUUACGACAUUCUUAGUAUACUUCCCUGGGUUAUACAGUUGGUCCUUGUUGGUUAUCUAUUUUAGAUUCAGUAGUGUGCAUUUGUCAAUCCCAAUCUCCCAAUUUAUCCUUCCUCCCUCUGAAAAAAUUUUAGAAUUUUUACACUUUAAGAAACUAACAAAUGUAAACAGAGUAUUUCUAAAUAAAUAUUAAAGA